Molecule: messenger RNA, 1308 nt
Organism: Erigeron canadensis
Lineage: Eukaryota; Viridiplantae; Streptophyta; Magnoliopsida; Asterales; Asteraceae
Product: 3-deoxy-manno-octulosonate cytidylyltransferase, mitochondrial
Exons: 8
Coding region: 99-1007 (302 amino acids)
Cellular component (GO): cytosol
Molecular function (GO): 3-deoxy-manno-octulosonate cytidylyltransferase activity
Source: RefSeq, a predicted model, not a curated record
CAUCUCAACAAAAUGAACGGCCAUUCAGCUUUUACCCCCAUCCAAAUCGCAGCUAUUCUUUUUUCUCUUUAAACACAGAGACUGAUCAGUCAACCCAAAUGACACCCAAGUCACCCUGUACCGGAUCUUCUUCCUCAGAUCACGGUGGUCAAUUCAUGAUGUCAACCAAAUCAUGGAUUCUGCAUGGGGUCGCCGCCGCCGCCGCCAUAGCUGUCGGAGCUCACGCAUACUUUUUUUACCGUCGUUCCACCAUGUUUCGGAGCCGGGUUGUGGGUAUAAUUCCGGCCCGGUUCGCUUCUUCCCGGUUUGAAGGAAAACCCCUUGUUGAAAUACUUGGCAAACCUAUGAUCCAGAGAACUUGGGAGAGAGCAAAAUUGGCUACAACAUUGGAUCGUGUUGUUGUGGCAACAGAUGAUGAAAAGAUUGCAGAAUGUUGUCGAGGAUUUGGUGCUGAUGUGAUAAUGACUGCAGAAUCGUGCAGAAAUGGUGCUGAGAGGUGUAGUGAAGCCCUUCAAAAACUCGAGAAAAAGUAUGAUAUUGUCGUCAACAUUCAAGGAGAUGAACCUCUUAUUGAACCUGAAAUUAUUGAUGGGAUUGUCAAAGCUCUUCAGACCACCCCGGAUGCAGUUUUCAGCACUGCAGUCACAUCUUUGAAACCAGAAGAUGCUUUUGAUCCAAAUCGUGUGAAAUGUGUGGUUGAUAACCGUGGCUAUGCAAUAUACUUUUCUCGAGGGCUGAUCCCUUUUAACAAGGCUGGGAAAGCCAAUCCUGACUUCCCAUAUAAUCUUCAUCUCGGUAUUCAGAGCUAUGAUUCGGAAUUCCUAAAGAUUUAUCCAGACCUGACUCCAACUCCACUACAACUAGAAGAAGAUUUGGAGCAGCUUAAAGUUCUUGAAAAUGGUUACAAGAUGAAGGUAAUUAAAGUGGAUCAUGAGGCUCAUGGUGUUGAUACUCCAGAAGAUGUGGCCAAGAUUGAAAAAUAUAUGCGUGAAAGAAACCUGUCUUAGUGCAAUCGUCUAGUUUAAGUGAGGUUGUAGCUCAAAUUGUUGAAGGUUUCAUCAGCCUAGUGGUUGUGUUCAUUUGUUCUUUUGACAAGUAAAUCGUUUUGUACCGAGCUUAAUGUGUAGUUUAAGCUAGAAUGGUGCUCCAAGUGUGGCUCAACCGAUGUAUAUUUCAUGUGCAUUUCUUGUAGAGUCCCGGUAGAAAUUUAAAAGUUUAUUUUGUAACAAGAUUUAUGGUCAAAAUUUGUAUUAAGUUUUUGGAUUUAAACCCAGAGUAUAAAUUUAUUAGUUUUUGAUAUUCUGUUUA